Helianthus annuus (common sunflower) is the source of this 1607-nucleotide messenger RNA. RefSeq lists its product as uncharacterized. The record is from RefSeq and is a predicted model, not a curated record. Bases 311 to 1474 code for a protein of 387 amino acids. Lineage: Eukaryota; Viridiplantae; Streptophyta; Magnoliopsida; Asterales; Asteraceae. The transcript has 2 exons.
GACAAAGGAGAAAGAUAAUUACUGCCAUGGGGUAAAGUAGAAACCAAAGCCACGUGAAGAAAGAAAAGAAGAGGACAAUCACACUUCUCACAGUUCCCAUUUCACAAACCCACUUGUUCUUUUUGGCCCUAAUCUCAUACGCAACCAGAAACACCAGCACAUCACACCUUCACCUUCAGAUCUACAUCAAUCCCCCUUUUUCCCACACUCCCCGUAACAACACAAAUCUCCAAUUAUCAUUAUUAUUAUUAUGUAUCCUCAAUUUCAACAUCUUAGAUCCGUAUCGUAAAACUAACAAAUCCAAAUCCAAAUGGGGGCAUCUGAAUCUAUACAAGUAGCAGAAGACGACGAUGAAGAAACCGAGCAAGUAGAACAAAACAUUCACGAUGAUUCCAGAAGAAGAUUACUUGUUGAAGACGACAACUUAAUGAAGAAAGUUGUUGAGCAAGAACCAGAGCUGUUACCGUGUCACGCAUCAGCGUCACCGUUAUCUCCUCAACCGUCGUCGUUCGGUACGCCGCGGCUGCCGCCGUCAAUCAAGGUGUGGGACCCUUGCAACGUGCUGUCUCCGCCGCCGCAGUUUACACGUAGCUUUUCCGACGUGGUGGAGGAAGAUAGGGCUACGACGGAGGUGUAUUUGAUUUGUCAAGCUGAGUGUCAUGUCAAUUUGAGGCCGGAUUUGGUCGGUGGUAGGUGUCCGGAAUCGGAAUUGACAGUUAAUGGGAAGAGACAAGCUAGGGCUUUGGCUGUGUUCUUGAAAUCUCAGGGGAUUCGGUUUAAUGCCGUGUAUACUUCGCCGUUGGAUCGGGCGAGAUCUACUGCCAUUCCUAUUUGUCAGGAAAUGAAUUUCUCAGAACAGCUGAUACAAUCAUCAGAUGCACUGCAAGAAAUGAGUCAUGGACUAUGGGAAGGCUGCUUGAGGUCCGAUGUGUACACCCCUGAAAUAUUAACCUUAACAGAAAAACUCCAACCUGAUUUCUGUCCACCUUCUGGUGAAUCACUCCGCCAGGUGGAAUUCCGAAUGCUCCAAUUCCUAAAUAACACACUCGUAUGUUUGUCACACAAACUCCAAUCUGGCUUUUCACCAACAAUCGAUCCACAUCCAUCAUGGGAUUUACUUCAAAGACCCAAACAAACAUUCACAAGAAGAAAAUCCGGCAAAAGUCGAUUACAAAUGGUGACUACAACAGGAGACCAUGAAGCUGAUGACGAAAUGUCUCCACGGGACCCGCCUAAUCACAUAAUUAACGGAAGGAUGAACAGUAGCCACUGUUUCGUGCCAUCUUCGUGUGUGGGUGUGUUUAGCCAUCCGGUACCUAUCAAGUGUUUGCUGACGGGGAUUCUUGGUUGUAGCCCGGUGAUGGUGAACAAGAUGUGCAUAGAAGAUUCUUCUAUGACAGUGCUCCAACAUUCUUGGAAAACGGGCUGGCAAAUUAAAAGAUUAAAUGAUACUUCCCACCUUAGGCUUCUGUAGUAAGUGAUCCUUUCAAUUGUGUAGAGCAUGACAUGAAGCGUUAUUUAUGAUGAUAGUUUGUUUGUUUGUGAUGAUUGUAUACCUGGAACAUUUUGAUUUGAAGAAUACUAUUAAUUAUAAUUAUUUGUUUCUA